This is a messenger RNA of Sarcophilus harrisii (Tasmanian devil), 2464 nucleotides long. RefSeq names its product stonustoxin subunit alpha-like. The record is from RefSeq and is a predicted model, not a curated record. Gene Ontology annotation, molecular function: protein binding. The transcript has 5 exons. Bases 148 to 2385 code for a protein of 745 amino acids. NCBI's taxonomy places the organism in Eukaryota, Metazoa, Chordata, Mammalia, Dasyuromorphia, Dasyuridae.
UUCUUUCUUAGUCUGUCUUCUGCUACUCACAUACACACAGCUCACACCCAUGCUACAUCACCACUGAAAGGAAAGCUCAGCUCUGUGAGGAGGAGGCAGAAGCCUGUGCAUUUUUGUUCAGCCUUAGUGCUGGGAUUGGUCAGAUAAAUGGCAGAGAAAGAAGCUCCUACAAACCUGACCUGGAAGAGCAUGAUGGAGAUCCCAGCCCUUGGUCGUCCCUUACAUCUGGGAACACUAUAUGAUUGUCGCUCAGAUACCCUCAUCCCUGGUGUCACUUUAUGGGACAAGGAGACUCUAAAGAGAAAUGUGACCACAGAAGAUCAAUACAAGACUGAGUUUGACAUCAUCACCUCUGACUCCAUGGAGGAAAAGACCAAUGCCAUGAACAUCACUGGAGAGCUGAAAGCAAGUGUCCUUGGGGGCCUGGUUGAAAUAGGAGGCUCUGGCAAAUAUUUAUGUGAUACCAAGACCUCCCAACAGCAAGCCCGGGUCACUCUCAAGUACAGUAUGACUACCCAGUAUUCCCACCUAACAAUGAGCCACCUGGGAGAUGAGAAUAUUUCCUACCAUGAUGUGUUUGAUAAUGGAACUGCCACCCAUGUGGUCACUGCAGUGCUCUAUGGGGCCCAGGCUUUCUUUGUGUUUGAUCAAAAAGUUUCCUCCAAUAAAAAUGUCAAGGAAUCCGAAGGAAUGUUGAAAGCUGCUAUAACGAAGAUUCCCCUAGUAUCAGUACAAAUUGGGGCAGAGAUCAAAAUGGAAGAGAGAGACAUAAGAUCAACUAAAGGGUUCAGCUGUAAAUUUUAUGGGGAUUUUGUUCUUGAGACCAAUCCAGUGACUUAUGAAGAUGCAGUACGAGUCUAUGCCUCCCUUCCUAAGUUGCUUAGGGGCUGUGGGGUACCCCUCAAAGUCUGGAUGUACCCUCUGGAGAAGCUGAGCUCCAAGGCUGCCAGGCUGGUUCGAGGGAUCAGCAUGAGCUUGGUAUGGGAAGCCCAGGACACUCUGGAGAAAUUAUGUGAAUGUGACAUGAGGUGUAAUGACAUGCUGGAGGCACCAGAUCUCUCAGUCUUUUCUGCAACCAAGGAAAAGAUCAGGCUGUUCCAGGAGUUAAAUAGGCAGCACAAACAGCUUUUACAGAAGAAAAUAGCCAAGGUACUACCCUUGAUCCGGGCGGGCAGAGCAGAGGUAGAUGAGCUAACCAAUAUUUUAUCUAGGGAAAGCCAGUCCCCAUUCAGCACCAGGAGGCACUCAGAAUUUCUAGGUGAGAAGCUCUUUGAGAUGAGGGUGAUAAAGUACUACCUCACCCUUCUGAAGGAGCUGCAGGUCGUAGCUGACCAGAAUGAAUUAGACAGUGUAAUAUUAGGCUCUCCCCACAGAUUUGUCCUGGUGUUUGCAUUCACCUCCUUGCAGGAGGAAUCCUACUUAGCAGAUUGGAAACAGUGGCUUCGGGAUCCAGCAUCAUUCACUCCUGACUGUGAGCAAAAGAUUUAUUCCUCAUGGGUGAAGGACACAGAGACAAGGAGAAAAGCCAUACAAUUGGCAGAAUCCUUUUCAGCAUUUGCCAGGACCAAUCAUUCCAUGGAGAAGACUCGUUUCAUUGUGGCAUCUGUCCCAGACCAGGAGAAGCAGAUGCAGGGGGUCUCCAUUUAUCUUUAUGCAAAUGGACUGCAGGUCAGCUCCAACUUUGAGUUUCCAGUCAAACCUCCUCCUCCCCAGAUAGCAGAGAUCACAAAAGACAGUGUUGAGCUCAUACUAAUCCCAUCAUGUGAGAGCAAGGAGAUCACUGGCUAUCAGGUAGAGUACCAGGUUCUAGGGGAAGAGGAUUGGACUGUCAUCCCUGUGUCUGGAAAACCAGAGGUCCUCAAAGUGAAUGGCCUUGAGCCUUGCACAGAUUAUGUGUUUAGAUGUGCUGAGGUUUAUGAGCUGGGACUCAGUGAGAGCAGUGAUAUGAGCAUUGCUGUGAAGACACUUCCCUCACCCUGCCAUCCUGGGAAGCCAAAGGUUUUUAUUGCAGGAACAGAUUAUGUAAUCCUAGUCUGGCCGUGGGCAGAUUUUUGUGGAGUACAUGACAAGAUCAAGGAAUAUAAAAUAGAGUAUAAAGAGGAAGCUGAGGCUGCAGAUGAAGAGGGGAAAGGAAAAUGGUAUGAACACAGAACAGGAUAUAAUGUGAAUUUUUGGGACAUUCAUGGAUUGACUCCUGGGACUGUAUACAGGUUCCAAGUUUCUGCUGUGUAUGAUGGUGGCUGGAUUAGUCAGUGCAGUGAAAAGAGUGACCCAGUGAGAACCCUGUCUACCAAAAAUGAAGCUUCAGCUGUAGGUGAUGUUCUCCAUCUGAUAUUCACUUUAUUAUACCAACCAUUCAGAUCACAGCAGAGGAGGAAGACUUAAAGGACUCAUAACUUCAUUUUAUUCUUAAUCAUUAUUUUUCUAAUCAAAUCCUAAGCAAGUGUUUGAGGAGGAAGAAAAA